Necator americanus (New World hookworm) is the source of this 237-nucleotide messenger RNA. RefSeq lists its product as uncharacterized. The record is from RefSeq and is a predicted model, not a curated record. The transcript is spliced from 3 exons. NCBI's taxonomy places the organism in Eukaryota, Metazoa, Nematoda, Chromadorea, Rhabditida, Ancylostomatidae. Bases 1 to 237 code for a protein of 78 amino acids.
AUGAUUCGUGAUUCUCGCGGUUAUUUAAAUAAAGCGUGGGAAGAAACGGCACGCCGCAGAGUAAAUGAUGAGACUUUGAAGAGAAAUAGUUUACAAGUAGGAGUGCACCUAAUAAGGGAUUUCACUGCUCACUCGAUGCCGGAGACUAACCAAGCAAUUCUGCUUUCUAUAGGCGACGUCUUCGAAAUCUUUAUUGGCGACAGAAUGAUCCAGACGCCAGAGGAACCACCCGUUUAG